CCCAGCUGGUCGGACGCUCGGAGCGCAAGAGGCGCCGGUCUCCGCGGCUGUAGCGCGAGUUAAUAAACAGUUAAGUUUGGAAGACUCCGUAGCACGUUGAGGGGGAGUUACCAAGCCCAGGCAGCAAAAACAUCCCGCCACAUUCCUGGGGAGUCCUCAGCUGCCAGCAUCUGAUUAGAACCAUAUCUCUCUCUCCCCGGGAGUGGCCGCGCGGCACCGAGGCUCCCUGCCGGCGGCUAUUUAAGCGGGGCCCACCGAGUCCCUAGCGCUGCAACCUAGAGGCUCCGGACACGGAGAAGUCAUGCUGGCUCCGCAGAGGCACUAGCUAGCCCGUGUGUGCCGAGGGUUAUGUUCGUUUGAGACCUGCGCGUCAAGGAUUGCUUGGUGUCAGUGAGCGUCUGCUGCUGGGUUUCCUGUCUGCCUUCUCGUCAUGUCUAACGAAGUUGAAGCCAGCACCACCAAUGGUCAGCCUGACCAACAGGCUGCCCCGAAAGCGCCAUCAAAGAAGGAAAAGAAGAAAGGCUCUGAAAAGACAGAUGAGUAUCUGUUGGCCAGGUUCAAAGGUGAUGGUGUAAAAUACAAGGCCAAGCUAAUCGGGAUUGAUGACGUGCCUGAUGCAAGAGGAGACAAAAUGAGUCAAGAUUCUAUGAUGAAACUCAAGGGAAUGGCAGCAGCUGGCCGAUCUCAGGGACAACACAAGCAAAGGAUCUGGGUCAACAUCUCCCUGUCUGGUAUCAAAAUUAUCGAUGAGAAAACUGGGGUAAUAGAGCACGAACAUCCAGUAAAUAAGAUUUCUUUCAUUGCUCGUGAUGUGACAGACAACAGAGCGUUUGGUUAUGUGUGUGGAGGAGAAGGCCAGCAUCAAUUUUUUGCCAUAAAAACAGGGCAACAGGCCGAACCUUUAGUCGUCGAUCUUAAAGACCUUUUCCAAGUUAUCUACAAUGUAAAGAAAAAGGAAGAAGAAAAGAAAAAGGUUGAAGAAGCCAGCAAAGCAGAAGAGAAUGGGAGUGAGGCCCUAAUGACUCUUGAUGAGCAAGCUAACAAACUGAAGCUGGGUGUUGACCAGAUGGAUUUGUUUGGGGACAUGUCUACACCUCCUGACCUAAAUAGCCCAACAGAAAGCAAAGAUAUCCUGUUAGUGGAUCUAAACUCUGAACUCGACACCAAUCAGAACUCUUUAAGAGAAAAUCCAUUCUUAACCAAUGGCGUCACCUCCUGUUCUCUCCCUCGACCAAAGCCUCAGGCAUCCUUCUUGCCUGAAAAUGCCUUUUCUGCCAAUCUCAACUUCUUUCCCACCCCUAAUCCUGAUCCUUUCCGUGAUGAUCCUUUUGCACAGCCCGACCAAUCGGCACCCUCUUCGUUCGAUUCUCUCACAUCUCCAGAUCAGAAGAAAGCGAACCUGAGUAGCUUGUCUACUCCACUGAGUAAAGGGCCCCUGAACGGUGAUACCGAUUACUUUGGUCAGCAAUUUGACCAGAUCUCUAACCGGACUGGCAAACAGGAAGCUCAGGCAGGCCCGUGGCCCUAUCCAAGUUCGCAAACCCAGCAAGCAGUGAGAACUCCAAAUGGGGUAUCUGACAGAGACCAGAACGGCUUCCAUAUCAAACCUUCCCCGAACCCUUUUUUGGGAAGCCCUCCCAAAGGACUCUCAGUACCGAAUGGCGUAAAGCAGGACUUGGAAAGCUCUGUCCAGUCCUCCGCGCAUGACUCCAUAACCAUUAUCCCACCUCCACAAAGUACCAAACCCGGAAGAGGCAGAAGGACUGCUAAGUCUUCAGCAAAUGACUUGCUUGCCUCAGACAUCUUUGCCUCAGAACCUCCAGGCCAGACGUCACCCACAGGACAACCUGCGGCCCCUCAGACCAACCCUUUGGAUCUCUUCAAAACAAGUGCUCCUGCCCCGAUGGGGCCCCUUGCAGGUCUAGGCGGUGUUCCAGUAACGCCCCCUCAAGCAGGACCGUGGACACCUGUCGUCUUCAAUCCUUCUACAGCUGUGGUCCCAGGAGCCAUAAUAAGCGGCCAGCCUUCAGGUUUCGGUCAGCCGAUCGUUUUCGGUACAACCCCAGCGGUUCAAGUUUGGAAUCAGCCUUCAUCGUUUGCAGCCCCAGCUUCCGCUCCAGCCCCCGCAGUCUGGUGUUCUGCGGCGCCCGUGGCACCACCCAACGCUUGGUCACCCACAAGCUCCCUGGGGAAUCCCUUCCAGAGUAACACCUUUUCACCUCCUGCCAUGCCCAUUCAGCCCUCUCCUGCGCUGCCCUCUGUUCUGGCCACGCCUCCUCAGCCUCCUCCCAGAAAUGGCCCGCUAAAGGACAUCCCCAGUGAUGCUUUCACUGGCUUAGACCCACUCGGGGACAAGGAAGUCAAGGAAGUGAAGGAAAUGUUUAAGGACUUCCAGCUGCGGCAGCCGCCCGUAGUACCCUCAAGGAAGGGGGAGACGUCUGCCACAGGGACUUCAAGUGCCUUCUCCAGCUAUUUCAACAAUAAAGUUGGCAUCCCUCAGGAGCAUGUAGACCAUGACGAUUUUGAUGCCAAUCAGCUGUUGAGCAAGAUUAACGAACCACCAAAGCCAGUUCCCAGACAAGGUCUCCUCUCGGGUACCAAGUCUGCUGACAAUUCACUUGAGAACCCCUUCUCCAAAGGAUGCUUAAGUUCAUCACAGCCCCCCGUGGCUUCUCAGUCUGCAUCUUCUGAUGCCCACAGGAGCCCUUUUGGAAAUCCUUUCGCCUAGCUUCUGACAUUGUCAUGCUGACUACCCAGAGGAACAAAAGACUGGCUUUAGCCAAGGACAAGAGCUGAGAGCCAGACACGUGCGGACCUCUGUCCUUGUUCCUUCCACCUUUGACAUAUUAUCUGUUGCCUUACUUGUCUUUGCCUCUUGUAAAAUGCCUUAUACUUUCUGUCUAGGCUGAAGCUAAACCGAAACUAUGGUUUUACGUAAAUUAAGCUCCUAAACUCUCUAGCUCAACUAUAAAUGAAGUAGCUUCCCUGCCAAAUUCUUGUCCUUUGUGCCCUGUGACCCUCUCAGAAUGCUCCCCUUUCUACCCUCCAGUUGGGAGGUGUGGCCACCUUAACCCUUUAUUUCAUGCUACCCUGAGGAAAUGCCCAAAUCUGCAUAGCUCCAAGUCAUUUGGUAGCUCCAAGUCAUUUGGUGUUCCUGGUGUGCAGAAUAACGUAAACAUUCUGUUAAUAGGACAGCAAGAUACCUUGCUUCCCAUCCCCACUCAGAAAGGUUUUUGGGUAAAAUGAAAGCAAGACUUCUCCGUUACAAACGAGGACCUGUUCAGGAUGACCAUUUUGUCAUUAUUAAUCUUGCCCUCAGAGGUGCUUAUAGUUGACAUGAAAUGGAGAAAAUUCUAACUCCAAACGUCAGGCAUUAUUCAACGCGAAUAAAACAAGUUCUCCCUGGGGCCUCACAUUGUUUUCAUUCCAGACAUUUUGCAGCUGUUUGACCCUGGUGACCUUAUGGCCUGAAUUUUCCUUGAUGAUCCUAAUUUCAUAUCAUGUGAUUUUUCUUUCUCAAUAAAAAUGAUUAUUGUGGCAAUUACUUUUUAAAAAGUAUAGUUUCUCUUCAUUCCAAUGAUUUCUCCCAGAACCUAGGUGAUCCCAUUGUUAAUCUCCUGCUGGUGAUUUUAAAAGAGAGAAAAGUAUUGUUUAUCUCUCCCUGUCUUUGUCUCCCAUUAUCCUCUCUGUUCAUUCUGCUCCUGGGUUUGUAGAAACACUAUCCAGGAACAGAUUUUCACCAGGAACAGAUUUUCAUGGGGUCGAAAGGCAUUGAACGACUCACUGAUUUGAAGCCCACACACUCACCUUCAGUCCUUGUUAGCCCAAUGUCUAGACUUUGGAAGGUACACCAUCCUCAUCCUCCAUAUGGAAUAGGGCGUCAUUCUCUUAAACUAAACUUCCGAAGAGCAAUUUAAGACAGGAGAGAAACUGGACUCUGCUCAGCAAUGAAGGACUAUAUUCUGAAAGCUAAAUGUGACGGUACCCCAACACACUGGGUCCAUGCUGGAGGUUGUUCUAUGCCUUUACCAGGUAAUUGGCAAAUGUUCUUGAAACGGCAGUCAUAUAGUUAAAGAGAGGAGAGAGGGUGAUAUGUGAGGUUAUGAUUGAAAAUCUGCCUCCAAUAUUUUCCGCAUAACCUUGGAAACCUACGCAGUGCGUUUUCAUUUUCAGCCCUUUUGUUACAGAGUACUGAAGGGCUUUUUCCUGCCAAACUCUUAGUUUAUGUUUAUGUUGAGGCUUUUUGUAUUUUUUUAAUUCUUGACCUUUAAUGCUCAGGUCUUAUGGGUGUUGAUACAAUCUUACCUUUCAGUAGAAGAAAAUGACUGCUCAGGAUUUAAGCGAGAAGCUGGUCUUUGUGAGCCUCUGUUGAUUAGCCUGAAGUAAUCCAAGCUGAAGUCCUCUGGGUUUCUGUUUAAAGCUGAUCGUUACUUAUCUACCACAUAUGGGUUUUUUUUUCUGUCUAACUUCCUACUCAGUUAUUAUAAACAGAGACUUGAAAUCAUACUUUAAAAUUCCAAAUACCUAAAGAUGUGCUAAACUGGAGGUAACUCUUUCUAGAUGGCCGAAUUUUUAAAAGUGAUCAGCCACACAACUGUUUUGUAUGUACCUGUCUUUCUGUGCACUUUUCUGUACGCGAAUAAAGCUAUGAAUUUACUCAUUCAAUAAACUGGAAUCACAAAAAUCUCA
This is a messenger RNA of Myodes glareolus (Bank vole), 4689 nucleotides long. It is a transcript of the gene Dab2, whose product is annotated as DAB adaptor protein 2. Lineage: Eukaryota; Metazoa; Chordata; Mammalia; Rodentia; Cricetidae. Gene Ontology annotation, cellular component: cytoplasm; clathrin-coated pit; intracellular membrane-bounded organelle. The record is from RefSeq and is a predicted model, not a curated record. Gene Ontology annotation, molecular function: clathrin-cargo adaptor activity; cargo receptor activity. Gene Ontology annotation, biological process: negative regulation of canonical Wnt signaling pathway; positive regulation of epithelial to mesenchymal transition; receptor-mediated endocytosis.